Guillardia theta CCMP2712 is the source of this 2466-nucleotide messenger RNA. RefSeq lists its product as hypothetical. Gene Ontology annotation, biological process: detection of visible light; regulation of DNA-templated transcription. The record is from RefSeq and is a predicted model, not a curated record. The coding region runs from base 1 to 2466 and encodes 821 amino acids. The transcript has 12 exons. Lineage: Eukaryota; Cryptophyceae; Pyrenomonadales; Geminigeraceae.
AUGAACUCUCUCCAGAAUCUCACGAGUACCAUGGCUGCUUCUCUUCAGCCUGACGUUCGUGUGAGCGAACCUUUUGCUAAGGGGAUCUCCAAGGAGUAUGGAGGAAUCCAUGCAGAUGACAGCCGAAUCCCUUCUACCAUGCAAAUCCACGAAUAUUGCAGGGUUCUUGAUUAUGCAGGAGCAGUUCAGCCUCAUGGAGUCUUUUUCUUGCUUCAUGACGAUGGCUCUCUGAAGAUCAAGGCCUGCAGUGAAAAUGCAGAAAUUCUUUUCCCGGCGAAGGCGCAGGAUCUCUUGGGAAAAUCGUUUCUGGAUUUGUUUGAAGAAAAACAUCGUAUCGAGAGUUCCGUCAAUUCGUUGAAUGGAAUUGGGCAAUUGGAGGAAUUGGACCCUUGUGAUGAUUUUGUUGAGACCAACGCAAAAGUUCGUGUGGCGAUCAAGAACCUAGACCUCUGUCACACUCCAUUGGAAUUGAGUCAACAAUUGUGCUGGGAUGCCUUCAAAAUCAUGGGUUAUGAUCGCAUGUUUGUGGGCAAUUUCUACGAAGAUGGCACUUCCAUGGUCGAGGCUGAAAGGAGGGUCAAGGUGGUCAAAGAUUCAUGGCAAGGACUUCGGUGGCCUGAAGAAAUCCUGAGCCCAAGUGUUCGAAUGCGGUUCUUGAAAAUCCGAUUCAGCACCGUGAAUGACGCAGGAGCGAAUCCGGCCAAAAUCAUUUCCAACGAUCCAAACUUGGAGCGAGAACAUAUCAAUCUUGGUGCUUCCCUUCUCCGAGCAUCACAUCGCUGCUAUUUGGAGCAGCUUGGGGCGUGGGGAAUGCGUAGCUCCAUUACGUAUCCAAUCGUCCUAAAGGACACUUUCCACGCUAUGCUGGUAGGGCACAGCUUGCAAGCUAAGCAUCCUUCAAUUCAGAUGAGAGUUGCCGUCUCUGCCUUGACCGAUGCCUACACAUUGGAGCUCCUCAAGGUUCAUGAGAAGAAAUCUCACAUGGAAUACCAAAGAAUCUUCAGUAUUUUCGAUCAACUUUUCAAGAAGAUGUGCGAUGGAAAGCUUGCAGGACUGGUUGAAGGUAUCCCAAAUGUUUCUGACAUUGUAGAGGAUCUUCAAGGUACAUUCUUUGAAGUUGGGUUCAAUUUGACGUCAAGGCUAGGCUCUGCGAUUUAUCAUCAGAAUGAGCUCAUGACCAUCGGAGAUCUCCCUUCACAGGAUUCAAUCUUCAAGAUCGUUGAGGCUUUGAAGAAGCGAUUUGCACAGUCCUCAGAAAGACAAGUGCAGGUAUUACUCUCAUAUGGAGACUCGAACGUGCCAAUUAAUAUCUUACAGGCCUUUAACUCGCUACGGGACAUUAUUCCUGAUCUAGACAGCAACUCACUUCGAAAGGCAGCUGGCUGCAUUUGCAUCCCAAUUCUGGAAAGCAGCAUGAUCCUUCUCUUCCGCCCUGAGAACUUGCACACGGUCAGUUGGGCUGGCAACCCCAAAGUCAAGGCUAUUUGGAAUGAGCCAAUGGGUACUAUGCAUCCAAGACACGACUACACUCCAUUUGCCGAGAAGGUCGAGGCCACGUGCGUGGCCUGGAAUAGCAGUGACCUUCGCGCUGCCAAGGCUUUUGCUUCCGUUGUCAAUGCUGUUGUUGGUUCGGGAAGGAAAGACGACGGUGUUGUUCUCGAGGCUGUAGAUGGCCCGAUGGCAAUUGUCCAAGAUGGCACUGUGAUCUCUUGCAACGAGGCAUUGACAAAGUUGCUUGACUGUCAAAAGAAGGACAUCGAGGGCAAGGAUAUCGCUCAAUUGAUGAAGUCUGACGUCUUUGCCUCUGUGCAAGCUUCCAUGAAAUCUGCUCUUGCUUUGGGGGAUGAGGACAACUCAGGCCUUGUUGCGAAAGAGAUCCAGACUUCUCUCCUGAGAACUUCCACCGCCCUCAAGCUGUCUGCCGAGGAACGCAAUGCUGUGAAUUGCCAAUUGCAAAUCUCCAUCCGAUCUAGCGCUGGCUCGAACAAGAGCAAGCAGCUUGCCUUCUUGUGGCAUGACAUGACGUCUGUAGACCUCGCAGCCGCCAAGAAGCGCAAGUCAGAAGCUGCUUUGCACCUCAUGGACAAGACUGCCGAGUGGUUGAAACCACAUCAGCUGUCUGCUUCUCUUGAUUCACUAGAGUAUCAUCCCGACCCCGAGGACAGCUCGUCCGCGGUCCUUGAGGAAACUUCCUUGGGCAAGACUUUCUCUAUGAAGCACAAGAAUGACGGAGUCUUGUACAUGGUGAAGAAGCUGAACCUCAAGAAGAUCGAGAAGUCAGGUGUCCCCGUACCAGUUCUCAAGCAGCGCCUCAACAAGCUGCUCUCCAAGGACUCCCGUUCUUCCAUCAAGUACAGGACGUGCUUUCAGGAUGGGGCCAGCGUGUGGGUCGUCGCCGAGUUCAACGAGGGCAAGCAGCUUCCUAAGGACUCCGACUUCCUCCCAGGAAAGAGCGAGGCGACUUGA